UCAGACUCGCCAACGAACAACAGGUGAAACCGUAGCAGUUAAAAUUCGAUCUUCUUGUAAAGAGUUAUAAAAUAUUCGCAACGGCUUGAAAAAAAAAAGAUUCAUUCAAUUCCGAAAUAUUGAAGCUGAAUCAAGUAAGUCGUCGCUCCACCGCGCCGCGCCGCCGCAGCUGCCACCUUCACCGCCGUACACCCGCCUCCAUUCCGUCCCGUAUAUAGUUCGUAACCACAAUUAUUACACUGUCGUUUUUCUUGUUGUUGCUGUUGCUGUUUCUAUAGUGCUGUUGUCGAUGCGCUAAAAAAAAGUUUAAACAAAAUAAAAACAAUGUAUCAUAUAGCAGGUUUGCUGUUUACGUUUUGCCUUGCGCUAGUCAGUAUCGCUCCGGGAAACGGUCAAGGAUACUACUCAAUAAUUGCUCCAAAUACUAUCCGUCCAAAUUCACAAUACCAUGUUGCUGUUACAAUCCACAAAAGCAACGAACCAGCUACCAUUAAAGUUGGUAUCCUCAGCUCUAAAUUUACAGACUUCAAAACUGUUGAAGUGCGACCAUAUUCAUCAGAGUUAGUUCACUUUGAGAUUCCAGAUCUCAAGCCUGAUCGGUAUAGUUUGACAGUUGAGGGCCUUGUUGGCAUCACUUUUACCAAUGAAACCAAGCUGAUCUUUGAAUCCCGACAAUUUACAGUACUAAUUCAGACCGAUAAGGCCAUCUACAAGCCUGGCGAUGUUGUUCAUUUUAGAGUUUUGCUUCUGGACUCAAAUCUAAAGCCAGCUAGAAAUUAUGGAACAGUUAAUCUUGAAAUAAGAGGUGCAAGUGAAAACCUUAUAAGAACUUCAAAAAAUGUCCGUUUCACCAGUUCUGUGUUCACCGAUGAACUUCAACUAUCCACAUUUCCAGUUUUGGGCGAAUGGUCAAUAAAUGUCGAAGUGCAUGGAGAUCAUUAUAAGCAAACUUUCGAAAUAGCCGAAUACAUUUUGCCCAAAUUCGAAGUUGCUAUCGAUACUGCCAAGCAUGCAAUCUACAAAGAUGGCAAAAUCACCGCUACAGUGCGUUCAAGAUACGCCUUUGGAAAACCCAUAAAAGGUGAAGCAACAAUCUCAGUGUAUCCGAAAUUCUUCGGAUCACUUCAACCAUUUGUGUUCGAUUUAAUCACACGCAAAGUAGUUCCAAUCGAUGGAAAAGCUUAUGUUGAAUUUGACAUCAAAGAAGAGUUGAAAUUCAAAGAAGACUUUGAACGUGAUAUUCUCUUGGAAGCAGUGGUGGAAGAGGAGACUUCAGGGGCUAAACAAAAUACAACAACAGUUGUUAAUUUGUUCCGAGAUCGAUAUAGUAUCGAAACAAUCCGAAUUCCAAAGUAUUACAUUCCUGGUGUGGCGUUCGAGGUGAUUGUGAAGAUUGUACGAAACGAUGGAAGUCCGUUGAAGGAUUUCAGUACUGAUAUUUCAGCAUUUUUGACGAAUUCAUAUGGCGGAAGUGAAAUGUACAAUAAGACAGGUUAUACUCUGGAUGGAAAUGGAGUUGUCAAGUUGAAAUUCACAGUUCCUGAGGAGGAUAAAGAUGCUUACCAUUCAGUUAUCGUGAAUUAUAUGGAUGUUUCUAUUGAUGCUGGAAAAAUACCAAGGAAAUACUUGAAUAGCAAAAACUUCAUUUUAGCUCAAAUUAUAACUGAUCGGCCAAUGGUUAAUCAAGAAGUCAAUGUGGUCGUGAAAACCAAUCAACCAAUGCAGUAUUUUGUAUACCAAAUUGUUGGAAGGGGCGAUAUACUGAUGUCGCGUUCAGUUGAUGUCCCCAAUACCAAAUUCCAUGCAUUUAAAUUCCUUGCAACAUUUCCCAUGGUUCCCAAAGCCAAACUCCUAGUCUACAUGGUUGUAGAUAGUGAAUUGAUAUACGAUGAGCAAGUCAUUGAAUUCGGUCAGGAUUUGGUGAAUUUUGUAAAAAUCGAAGCACCUGUUCGUGCACCACCAGGACAAGACAUCGACAUCACCAUAACCACAAAACCUCAUUCCUACAUUGGUUUGAUGGCUGUUGAUCAAAAUGCUCUUAACAUUCGAAUGGGUAACGACUUAAGCAGUGGAGGAGUUAUGUCAGCAUUGGAUAAAUAUAACUUGGCUGAUACAAAAUCACCGAUUGGAACACCUGGAAGGCAAUCAGGAGUCAUUACCAUGACAAAUACACAAUAUGUUGUUGGAUACGAUCCUCAAACAACAACCUCCCCUUCGGUCACCAUGAACGAUGAUGACAAGGAAUCUAACGUUAAAAAGACUGAUAUUGGUCCAGCACAUAAAUUCGAAGUCAAUACUAGACCUCCAUUGGCUGGACCGUAUGCCUUUAGCAGAAUCCCAAAACCCUUCUGGAGUCGACCAAGGGUUCAUGUCAUGCAAGACGUAGCUGAUACUUGGAUUUUCAUGAAUAUUUCAUCAGGAAAUGAAGGUCGAACAACAAUUCACAAACGACUUCCUAGCCAAAUGCGUUCAUGGGUUCUGACUGGAUUCUCUCUGGACCCAGUUACCGGUCUGGGGCUAUCAAACCCCAUGAGCAACCUUCAGUCGUUUAGAGACUUUUACAUCUCCACAGAUCUGCCAUAUUCCGUGAGAAAGGGUGAAGUUCUUGCAGUUCCCUUCACUGUCUUCAAUAACAUGGACAGGAAUCUGGAUGUUGAAGUGACUCUCUACAAUACAGCUCAGGAAUUUGAUUUCCCACACUUGGAGAACAAAGUAGAACCUGCUCCCAAAAUCGAGCUCUACAAUCGCAGAGUCAUCAAAGUCCCAGCCCGAUCGGAUCAAUCAUUGUCCUUCCUAAUUCGACCAAAGAAAGUCGGACAUGUGACUAUCAAGGCCGUGGCAAAUGCCCAACUAGCUGGAGACACAGUGGAGAAAUCACUCCUAGUCGAACCAGCUGGAGCCAUGGAGCGCAUCAAUCGUGGCUUCCUUUUAGAUUUAACUGCCAAACCUCAAAUAAUGGAGAACAUAACCAUCGACAUUCCUAAAAAUGCAAUCCCUGAAUCAGCUAUGAUCGAAGUAUCUGUUGUUGGUGAUCUUGUUGGAAGUGCUAUCAAAAAUGUCGAGAAUCUUAUCCAACUGCCAGUUGGUUGUGGUGAACAAACUAUGGUUAACUUUGUUCCCAACAUCAUGGUCCUAAGGUAUUUACAGAGAAUUCGUAAACUCUCGCCAGCAAUCGAGAAUAAGGCUAAAAAAUUCUUAGAAGUCGGCUACCAACGAGAACUCUACUAUCGCCAUAAAAAUGGAGCUUUUAGUUCUUUUGGAGUGAAGGAGAAAGACGGUAGCACUUGGCUGACCGCCUAUGUGGCCAAAUCAUUCCGACAAGCUAGUGUCUAUACACAAAUUGAUGAAUCUGUCAUCAAGGGUGCUCUGGAGUAUUUGUCAAGAAUCCAAAGGGAGGAUGGAAGUUUCAACGAGUUGGGUGAUGUUUUUGAAAAGCUGGACGAUGAGAAUGUCAGUCUGACAGCAUUCACAGUGUUGGCUUUUAUGGAGAAUUCGGAAUCCUAUCCUGAGUAUAAGAAUCACAUUGCUCGUGGUUUGGAUUACAUAGCCCGUGGUCUAGAUUCCACUAAGGAUGCUCAUUCACUGGCAAUUGGAGCCUAUGUCCUCGCCAUAGCCAAACAUGGAGCAAAGGGUGCAUUUAUUCAGCUUCUUGAUAGCAUGUCGAAUGUUGAAGACGGCAAGAAAUGGUGGAAUAAGACAACUCCCGAGGGUGACAAGAAAUCCCCAUGGUACAAUCGAACACGAUCCGUCAACAUUGAGAUCACUUCCUAUGCGGCGAUGGCUCUGCUCGAGAGUAACCUCAUUGCCGAUGCUUUGCCAAUUCUCAAAUGGUUGGUCGAUCAAAGGAAUAUGUUUGGAGGAUUUGCCUCAUCCAUAGACACCGUUGUUGGUCUCGAGACUCUGAUCAAAUUCUCAGAGAGAACAUCGAAUCAAGGAACAAAUGUUCAGGUGGUUUUCAACUACGGUCAAGGAGCUGAGACAAUGUUAAAUGUGAAUGCAGAGAAUGCAAUUGUCCUCCAAUCCUAUCAACUUCCAGCAACUGUCAGGAACUUAACCAUCUCGGCGACAGGUCGUGGAGCAGCACUGGCCCAAGUCUCAUAUAGAUACAACACAAACGUCACUGGAGCAUGGCCAAGGUUUAUUCUAGAUCCACAAGUUAAUCGAAUAUCACAUGCGGAUUAUCUGCAUCUGUCUAUUUGUACAAGUUUCAUACCCGUUGAAGGAGGCGCUGAACGAUCAAAUAUGGCAGUAAUGGAAGUGAGUCUUCCAAGUGGAUUCACAGUCGAUUUAGAUACUUUGCCUUCACUAGAAGCUAAUGAAAGGAUAAAGAAAGUUGAAACUAAAAACCGGGACACGGUUGUGAUUGUGUACUUUGACUAUUUGGACCACAGGGAAAUUUGUCCAACUCUGGACGCUUACAAGACUUACAAAGUCACGAAGCAUUUACCAGCUCCUGUUGUGAUUUAUGAUUACUAUGACAAUGCUCGAAAGGCUCGAAUGUUCUACCGAGCGCCAAAGUCAACCCUCUGUGACAUAUGCGAUGGCAGCAAUUGCGAUAAUUUCUGUGAGAAAGCCGAGCAAAGGCAAUCCCGUCGCCUAGAUGACGCUGACGACGCCAGCAAGAAAGACGGAUCAAAUGGCGCCCAACAGUGGCUGCCUCAAUCUUUGUACAGUAUUGUGAUCGCUUUAAUCCUCUCAAGGAUUCUACUGUAGAUUCAAAUUAUCUAUUCUAAUUUUAUAAAUAAUUAACAAACCUUCAUUCUAUUUUGUUUAAAACUAAAAACCAACGAAAAACACAUCAACAAAACAUCAACAAGCUUUAACCAAUAAUAAUUAUAACUGUAAUCGUGA
Molecule: messenger RNA, 4851 nt
Organism: Eupeodes corollae
Lineage: Eukaryota; Metazoa; Arthropoda; Insecta; Diptera; Syrphidae
Gene: Tep3
Product: thioester-containing protein 1 allele R1
Exons: 17
Coding region: 325-4713 (1462 amino acids)
Cellular component (GO): extracellular region
Molecular function (GO): endopeptidase inhibitor activity
Source: RefSeq, a predicted model, not a curated record